AGCUAGCUUUCGUCGCGUGCUGCCCCGUGAUGUGGAAGGGUCGGCUGUACCCUGCCUACAGCCUGAGCGGCUCGGAGGGCGAGACGGACCUACAGGACUCGCCGGCGCACUACCGCUCGCUCCGCAGGCCUCGACCGUCCGCCCCCAGCCCCUACCAGCCGUACCACCACCACCACCACCACCACAACCAGCACCACACCUACCAGCAGCCGUACCACCACCACCACCACCAGCAGCAGCAGCUGCAGCAGCAGCAGCAGCAGCUGCAGCAAGAGCCCGCAGCCGGCCUCAGCGACACUCCCACCUCGGAGAAUGCGUCCGACGCCACGCUGACCGACUCGGAGCUGGCCUUGGCGCGCGACUCCACGCUCCUCGUGCACAACGGCUGCUUGCUGGACGGCGCCUGUCCGCCCGAUGUGCCGCCCAGGAACCCCUCCAUGAACCGCCUGAACGGCCGUGUCCCCACGGGGCUGGGGGCAGCCGGCGGCGGCCAGGGGGACCGCGACGGCGACUUCGAGCCGUCCUGCCUCGUGCGCACCCCGUCGGGCAACGUGUACAUACCCGCAGACAUACCAAAAAACUCUCCGCUUGACUACAAAUCCAACUCUUCGUGCAGCAGUCCGUCAAAAGGGGAGAUUCAGAAGAACUCUGAAAGAUGUUCCUUGCCGUUCGGGACGCCGGUGCCCGUGCUGCCCGUCCGCAACAACCUGCGCCGCCCCAACUCCAGCCACUUCCCCCCGCAGCGCUUCCACUUCCGCAAGCGGCUGGCGUCGCGCUGCAGCUGGAAGUGCGCUGCCAUCGCCUGCAUCGUGCUGUCGGCGGCGCUGGCGGUCGCUCUCGCCUACAUGUCGGCAGUGAAUUUGCUGAAUUGGUCUUACCAGAGCGCCAAAGCCUGCACGGUUUUGGUCGGUGAAAACACGGAAGUUUUUUCAAAGCCAUCCACCGAAUCGAAUCGCACGACGAACAGGGCCCGGCCCACCGCGGGGGGAGGUAAAUACGCGUCUGCACCGGCGCACAGUAAAGUAGAACCACAGCACCUUCGUUGGCGUAGGAAUGCUAACCAGCAUGCACCUGUUGAACCGUUUGUGCCCUCCGCCCCUCUAGCCGGAGAGUCUGUUGGCCCUGGCAGCAGCGACGGUGAUGAUACUGAUGAUGAUAGUGUAGCUUUUGAUGUUCGUGAUGUGCAUGAUGAAUCUUUAACUCUUCCUAGUAGAGUACUGCAUGAUCUGUCGGGUGAUGUAAGCGUCCCAGUGAAUGUGACCGGACUCCAAGAAUCCCAGCAUGCUGUUGUGUCUGUCCCGCUUGUUGUGACUGCUGAAAACUUUUCUGCCAUUUUCAACCACCGCAAGAUUGGCGGUGACCCGCUGCUUGAAGAAGCUCAAAGUGGUUCGCCAACAGUGAAAGACGCCUCUGCGAGGAAUCAUGGAACGGCAGAACACAAACCACUCCAACCGGCCGGUCUUCAGCGUGACUACCCUUUACUUUCGUAUGGCAAGGACGAAGUAGAGAUAGUUAAGUUGAAUCACCACGAGUCUGUGACUCUCAGAGCGGGGAAUGGGUUGCCUCAACACACCAGCCCAGAUGCAAACCGUCUGAACAACGAGGUUCCAGGGAACAUUGAGUCACUAGCUUUAGAUUUGCUUGACUCCAGUGAUGAUCACUUAGAAGCAGCACACGAGUCCACGAACAAGCCUGCGACAACUACAACAGAUCAGUUUGAUGACACCACAGCUUACCACAAUGACCAGACUGAGAUUGAGAUUGAAACGAAAUUCGCUCCUGAGCCAAAGCAGAACCCGAACGCUAGUGUGCAUGAGAAUGACAUUGUUCAAUCGCAUGUUGUUGAAUUAACUCUCCAACCAGACCUGGGCCUUGUUUCUAACCAGACUGCGCUGUCGCCUGAAGAACCAAGAAUGGCUUCUAGUCUAGAGAAUGCGAGUUCACCCCAACUAACAGCCUUGCCUCGAGUGGAAGUGUUGUCCGUCCCCUCGGCCGACCCGAGCGGACCCCCCCGCCCCGCCAAGCGUGUGCUGGUGAACGUGACGAUCGCCACGGAGAACGACGAGUCGGGCCAGGGCUCCCGCUCCCGCCAGCCCGUGUACAUGCUGUCCCUCUCCGUCCCCACCGACGGCAACUCCGACCAGAUCCCGGGCAUAAACAUCGGCCGUGCCCCCGUCCCGGAGCGCCUGAGCGAACCUGCUCCCGGCGGCAUGCAGUCGCUUUCCCUCCUCGCCCAGCGUCCCACCUCGCACACACCCGACCCCACGCACGUGCCCCCCGGCAUCUGGGGCGGCGUGUGCGAGUGCUCCUGCCCCUGCCUCGACUCGGACAACUCCACGAGCGACGAGUCCGACUACGACGAGCCUGACGCCCGCGUGGUUUCAGGUAACGCCAGCGACCCCGCAGGCGCGGAUCCCCCGGGGCUCUUUCAGGAGUUGAAGGACGUGAAGCCGACGAACCUCGAAAACGAUGAUGCGCUCGCGCAGGAAACGAACGCGAGCACGACGGAAACAAACGAAGACCCCACGACGACGGAGCCUGCAGGAAACGCCACGGGUGGUGAACUUUCGGACCCGGAGUUGCCCGGUGCCUCCACGAUCACCGGCCCGGAGUCGGUCACCCACAGACUGAACGCUUCUUCGGAAACUUCCUUGGAGGUGGCCGGCACUUCGGCCAAGGAGGAAGGAACCACAGAGAUGUGGACCGCCACCACCACCACCACCACCACUACUUCCAUCGAAGUCACUAGUGCUCCGAGUGUCCGUCUGGAUUGCCCGGUGGUGCCAACCACCACACCACCGCCGCCCCUCAUCUUGGUGCUGGAAGGCGCCAAGACCUUCCCCGCAAGGUCGUUCCCGCCGGACGGCACCACGUUCUCCCAGAUAUCCCUGGGCCAGAAGCUGUCCAAGGAAAUCCCGCCCUACAGCUACUGGAACAUGCAGUUCUACCGGUCGGAGGCGGCGUACGUCAAGUUCGACUACAGCAUCCCGCGCGGGGCCAGCAUCGGGGCGUACGCGCGCCGUAACGCCCUGCCCACCCACACGCAGUAUGACAUCCUGGAGGUGCUGAGCGGGUUCAAGGCGCGGAGCGCGCGGGGAUCGCACCCGACGGUGAAGAAGGAGGUGACCCACUUCAUGGACCCGGGCCACUGGUUCCUGUCGCUCUACAACGACGACGGCGACCCUCAGGAGGUGUCCUUUGUGGCCGCCGUCGCCGAGGACUUGACCCAAAACUGCCCCAACGGCUGCAGCGGCAAGGGCGAGUGCCUCCUGGGGCACUGCCAGUGCAGCUCCGGCUUCGGGGGCGAGGACUGCAGCGAGAGCGUGUGCCCCGUGCUGUGCAGCCGGCGCGGGGAGUACAUCAACGGCGAGUGCCAGUGCAACCCGGGCUGGAAGGGGAAGGAGUGCAGCCUGCGCCACGACGAGUGCGAGGUCCCCGACUGCAGCGGGCACGGCCACUGCGUGAACGGCAAGUGCGCGUGCGUGCGCGGCUACAUGGGCAGGUUCUGCGACGAGGUGGACUGCCCGCACCCCACCUGCUCGGGCCACGGCUUCUGCGCGGAGGGCGCGUGCAUCUGCAAGAAGGGGUGGAAGGGGCCGGACUGCAGCGAGAUGGACAGCGACGCCUUGCAGUGCCUGCCCGACUGCAGCGGGCACGGCACCUUCGACCUGGAGACCCAGACGUGCAGCUGCGAGCCCAUGUGGUCCGGCGACGACUGCUCCCGGGAGCUGUGUGACCUGGACUGCGGACUUCACGGGCACUGCGUCGGGGAUUCCUGCAUGUGCAACGCUGGCUGGUCCGGGGAGUUCUGCAACAUGAAGCAGUGUGACGCGCGGUGCAACGAGCACGGCCAAUGCAAGAACGGCACCUGCCUGUGCGUGACGGGCUGGAACGGCCGCCACUGCACCAUGGAGGGCUGCCCCGGGGGAUGCAGCGGCCACGGGGAGUGCCGCGCCAGCGCCGACGGCGCCUGGGAGUGCCGCUGCUUCGACGGCUGGGACGGGCGCGACUGCAACACGGCGCUGGAGCAGAGCUGCAGCGACGGCCGCGACAACGACAAAGACGGCCUGGUGGACUGCGAGGACCCGGAGUGCUGCUCCAACCACCUCUGCCGCAGCAGCCAGCUGUGCGUGUCCGCCCCCAAGCCCAUCGACAUCCUGCUGCGCAAGCAGCCGCCCGCCAUCACCGCGUCCUUCUUCGAGCGCAUGAAGUUCCUGAUCGAGGAGGGCAGCCUGCAGAACUACGCCAAGCAGGAGACGUUCAACGAAAGCCGCUCGGCGGUGGUGCGCGGCAAGGUGGUGACCGCCACGGGCACGGGCCUGGUGGGCGUGCGCGUCAGCACCAGCACGCCGCUCGAGGGCUUCACGCUGACGCGCGAGGACGGCUGGUUCGACCUGCUGGUGAACGGCGGGGGAGCGGUGACCCUGCAGUUCGGCCGCAGCCCCUUCCGCGCGCACACGCACAUCGUCAUGGUGCCGUGGAACGAGGUGGUGAUCAUCGACACGAUCGUGAUGGGCACGGGCGACGACAAGUCGGCCGCGCACGUCCCGCACUCGUGCACGGCCCACGACUACGACCUCAUGAAGCCCGUGGUCCUCGCGACGUGGAAGCACGGCUUCCAGGGCGCCUGCCCCGACAAGAGCGCGAUCCUCGCGGAGUCACAGGUGGUACAGGAGUCGCUCCAGAUCCCGGGGACGGGCCUCAACCUGGUGUACCACAGCUCGCGGGCGGCCGGCUACCUGUCCACCAUCCAGCUCCAGCUGACCCCGGAGGCCGUACCGGCGACCUUGAAGCUGAUCCACCUGCGCAUCACCAUCGAGGGCAUCCUCUUCGAGAAGACGUUCGAGGCCGACCCCGUCAUCAAGUUCACCUACGCCUGGAACCGGCUCAACGUGUACAGGCAGCGCGUGUACGGGGUGACGACGGCGAUGAUCAAGGUCGGCUACGAGUACGGCGACUGCAAGGACGUCAUGUGGGACGUGCAGACGACGAAGCUCAGCGGCCACGACAUGAGCAUCUCCGAGGUGGGCGGCUGGAACCUGGACAUCCACCACCGAUACAACUUCCACGAAGGCAUCCUGCAGAAGGGCGACGGCUCCAACAUCUACCUGAAGCACAAGCCGAGGGUGAUCCUGACGUCCAUGGGCGACGGGCACCAGCGGCCGCUCGACUGCUUUGAGUGCGACGGGCCGGCCGCCAGGCAACGCCUGCUGGCGCCCGUGGCGCUGGCGUCUGCUCCCGACGGCUCCGUCUUCGUGGGCGACUUCAACCUGGUCCGGCGCAUGCUGGUCGACGGCACCGUCAAGACGGUCGUCCGGCUCAACGCGACGAGGGUGUCGUACCGCUACCACCUGGCGCUGAGCCCGCUGGACGGGGUGCUGUACAUCUCGGACCCCGAGUCCCACCAGAUCAUCCGGGCGCGCAGCACGGAGGACCUGUCCGACCCGGACCGCAACUGGGAGACGGCCGUGGGCUCCGGGGAGCGGUGCCUGCCCGGGGACGAGGCCCACUGCGGGGAUGGGGCGCUGGCGCGGGACGCCAAGCUCGCCUACCCCAAAGGGGUGGCCGUAUCGGCCGACAACGUGCUGUACUUUGCGGACGGGACGAACAUUCGAAUGGUCGACCGAGACGGCAUCGUGACGACGGUCAUCGGCAACCACAUGCACAAGUCCCACUGGAAGCCCAUCCCCUGCGAGGGAACCCUCAACGUCGAAGAGGUCCACCUCCGCUGGCCCACGGAGCUGGCCAUCAACCCCCUGGACAACUCCCUCCACAUCAUCGACGACCACAUGGUGCUGCAGCUGGCCCCCGACGGGCGGGUCAAGGUGGUCGCCGGCCGGCCCCUGCACUGCCCCUCGCCCCGGGGCGGCUACGACUCGGAGCUCGCCGCCCACGCCACCCUCGUCAUGCCGCAGAGCAUCGCGUUCGGCCCGUCGGGCGACCUGUACGUCGCCGAGAGCGACUCCCAGCGGGUGAACCGCGUGCGGGCGGUCGCCACCGACGGCAAGAUCUCCCGCUUCGCCGGCGCCGAGUCCAAGUGCAACUGCCUGGACCGCGGCUGCGACUGCUUCGACGGUGACCACUUCCUGGCCUACACGUCCAAGUUCAACACCAUCUCGUCGGUGGCGGUGACGCCCGACGGCGCCUUGCACAUCGCCGACCAGGCCAACUACCGCGUGCGCUCCGUCACGGCCAGCAUCCCGGACGCGAGCGGCUCGCGGGGAUACGAGAUCUUCUCGCCCGACACGCAGGAGACGUACGUGUUCAACCGGUUCGGCCAGCACGUCGCCACGCGCAACAUCCUGACGGGCGAGACCAGCUACCUGUUCACGUACAACGUCAACACCAGCAACGGCAAGCUGAGCACCGUGACGGACGCCGCGGGCAACAAGGUCUUCCUUCUCAGAGACUACUCCAGCCAGGUGAACUCCAUCGAGAACACGAAGGGGCAGAAGUGCCGGCUGCGCAUGUCCCGCAUGAAGAUGCUGCACGAGCUGAGCACGCCGGACAACUACAACGUCACGUUCGACUACCACGGCCCCACGGGCUUGCUGAAGACCAAGCUGGACAGCACGGGCCGCAGCUGGGUGUACAACUACGACGAGUUCGGCCGCCUCACCUCGGGCAUCACCCCCACGGGCCGGGUCAUCAGCCUGUCGUUCGACCUGAGCGUCAAGGGCGCCACGGUGCGCGUCGCGCAGGACAACAGGAAGCCCGUGUCCAUGCUCAUCAAGGGCUCCAGCGUCGUCACCAAAGUCGGCGAGGCGGAGCACCGGACGGUGGUGAUGCCGGACGGCAGCGUGACGAGCGUCGCGCCGUGGUCCCACAGCGUGAGCACGGACACCGUCCCCUACACCGUGCUCUCGGACAUCGACCCGGUGCUGGGGGAGAGCUUCCCGGUGCCGGCCAAGCAGCGGACGGAGGUGGGCGGCGACCUGGCCAACCGCUUCGAGUGGCGCUACUUCCUGCGGCGGGCGCAGGGGGGGGCCGGCGGCGCCCGCGGGGGAGGGGCGGCGGCGGGGGGAGGAGGCAAGCCCGUGGUGCAGGUGGGGCGCAAGCUGCGGGUCAACGGGGAGAACCUGCUGACGGCCGAGUACGACCGGGAGACGGGCACCGUCGCCGUCUUCAUGGACGACCGGGUGGAGCUGCUCAACGUCACUUACGACCGCACAGCGCGGCCGGUCAAGUGGGGCCCCAGGAAUGGCAUAUUUGCCGGCGUGGAGCUGGAGUACGACCGCUUCAGCCGCCUCACCAGCUGGAAGUGGGGAGACCUCCAAGAGAGUUACGCCUUCGACAGAGCCGGCCGGCUGUCGGAGAUCCGCUACGGGGACGGCUCCGCGAUGAUCUACACCUUCAAGGACAUGUUCAGCAGUCUGCCGCUGAAGGUGACAACUCCGCGAGGCAGCGACUACCUGCUGCAGUACGACGAGGCGGGGGCGCUGCAGUCGCUGACCACCCCCAGGGGCCACAUCCACGCCUUCUCCCUGCAGACGUCGCUGGGGUUCUUCAAGUACCAGUACUUCUCGCCCAUGAACCGCCACCCCUACGAGAUCCUGUACGACGACGACGGCCAGAUCCUGGCCAAGGCGUACCCGCACCAGUCGGGGAAGGUGUCGUACGUGUACGACCAGACGGGGAAGCUGGAGACGGUGCUGGCCGGGUUCUCCUCCACCCGCUACACCUACCAGGAGGACACGGAGCUGGUGAAGGCGGUGGACGUGGCCGAGCCCGGCUUCGAGCUGAAGCGCGAGUUCAAGUACCACGCGGGCAUCGUCAAGGAGGAGAAGCUCAAGUUCGGCAGCGCCAGCGGCCUCGACGACGCCCACUACCGCUUCCAGUACGACGGCAACGCCAGGAUUUCGGGCAUCGACGUGGAGGUGGACGGCAAGCAGCUGCCGCAGCAGCGGGUCAAGUACGACCAGAACCUGGGCGUCUUGGAGGGCGUGAGCGACCUCCGCAUCUACCGCAACACGUUCAACCGGUCCGUGAUGCAGGACACCGGCAAGCAGUUCUUCACCAUAACGGACCACGACGGCCACGGCCGAGUGAAGACGGUGCUCAUCAACAUCAAGUCGUUCGACGUGUUCCGGCUGGAGCUGGAGUACGACAAGCGCAACCGGAUCAAGACGCAGAAGCUGCUGAUCGGGCGGGCGACCCUCCUGGACCGCGUCACCUACAACGCGGACGGCCACAUCCUGGAGGUCUCGGGCACCAGCAACUGGAAGUACGUGUACGACGAGAACGGGAACGUGAUCGGGGUGGUGGAGCAGGGGGAGAAGAUAUCCCUGGGGUACGACAGCGGUGACCGGGUGGUGCAGUACGGUGACGUGGAGUUCAACAGCUACGACGGGCGCGGCUUCGUGGUGAGGCGCGGCGAGCAGAAGUACCGCUACAACUCCCGGGCCCAGCUGACCCACGCCUUCGAGCGUGACAAGUUCCAGACGUGGUACUUCUACGACGACCGGGGGCGGCUCGUCUCGUGGCACGACGAGCGCGGGAACGUGACCCAGUUCCUGUACGCCGACCCCAGCAGCCCGGAUCUCAUCACCCACGUCCACUUCCCGAAGGCCGGCCGGACGUUCCGGCUGCUCUACGACGAGCGCCGGGUCCUCAUCACGGUCGAGACGUCGGAGCAGCGGUUCUACGUGGCGUCGGACCAGAACGGCUCGCCUCUCGCACUGUUCGACACCAACGGGAACAUCAUAAAGGAGAUACGCCGGACACCCUUCGGAAAAGUGACGAAGGAUUCCAACCCGGAUUUCUACCUCCCUGUGGACUUCCACGGCGGGUUGUUAGAUCCCAACACCGGCUUAGUGUACUUGGACAAACGGCUGUACGAUCCGACAGUGGGCCAGUGGAUGACGCCUGCCUGGGAGGAGCUGGCCAAUCAGCUUACAGCACCCACUGAUGUCUUCAUUUAUAGAUUCCAAAACAACGAUCCGAUCAAUCCGAAGAGUAAUGUCACAUACAUGACAGACCUGCCGAGCUGGCUGAAGCUGUACGGCUACGACGUGGACGACAUGCUGGGCUCGUCGUACACGGCGCGCGCCGUCCACCGGCCGAGGGCGGCCGUCACCUCCCCGCAGCUGUCGCCCGACUUCGGCGUCACCUCGGGCCUGCAGUGCACCGUCGACAAGGUGAACCGGAACUUCCGCGAGCUGGGGUUCGUCCCGAAGCCCCUGCUGAAGAUGGAGCCCAAGACCAGGAACCUCCUGCCGCGAGUGGCCUACAGGCGAGCGGUGUUCGGCGAAGGCGUCCUCAUCUCGCGCCUGGACGGGCGGGCGAUCGUCAGCGUGGUGGACGGCGUGAACGGCGUGGUGCAGGACGUCGUCACGUCCGUCUUCAACAACUCGCACUUCCUGGACCUGCGCCUCAGCCUGCACGGCCAGGACGCCUUCUACUUCGUCAAGGACAACGCGCUCAAGAUCCGCGACGACCAGGAGGAGCUGCGCCGGCUGGGCGGCAUGUUCAACGUGUCGGCGCACGACGCGGCGGAGCACGGCGGCACGGGGAAGGAGCUCCGGCUGCGCGGGCCCGACGCGGCGGUGUUCGUGCGGUAUGGCGCCGACCCGGGGCAGGAGCUCCGGCGGGUGCUCAAGCACGCCCGCAAGCGCGCCGUCGAGCGCGCCUGGGAGCUGGAGAAGCAGCUGGUGGCGGCGGGGUUCCCCGGCCGCGGCGAGUGGAGCGACGAGGAGCGCGAGGAGCUCCUGGCCCGCGGCGGCGUCGACGGCUACGAGGGCGCCGACGUCCACGGCGUCCACCGGUACCCGCAGCUGGCCGACGACCCGGGCAACGUGGCCUUCCGGCGCGACGCCCGCCGCAAGCGGAGGAAGAGCGGGGGCCGGCGGUCGCGGCUGCACCGGCACGACUCGUGAUCCCGCUGAGACACCUACCCCCUCCCCUCCCCCCCCUCCCCCCCCCCCUUGUGAAGCCAGGAUCUGCGACCCGUGCCUAGCACGUCGGUACGUUGCGUUCGCCCCGUGCGAUUUCCCCCCGACGACGAUCCGCUGAGCCCGCACGCAACUGUCAGCCGGGGAUUUCCGCUCUCGACUCGGAGCGGAGCGGUCGACCUCCCAGAAGCGAGGCGGCCACCGACGCCCGAAUGUUUCUCGAGAGAAUGCGUGUGUGUGUGUAAGUAGGUCCGCUGAGUCCGGCCUGACAGUCGAACGCGCCGCAAGAUGGUAGGUUCUUCAAAAGCCGUGGUCGUCGGUUUCGUUUAACGUUCUUAUUUCUUUUAAGGCCAAAGUGACAGCGAAGCAAGACUAGUCAUGCCGUCGUUCCCGUGACUGUCGAACGGCUGCUUUUUCAGAAACUUUUUUUUUUUCACCCCCCUUCUGACGCUUCAGUUUUGACAGCGAAGAACUUGUGUUGUAUCAUUACAGUUUUCAUCAUGGACAAAGGAUGAUCCUAGAGAAAAUGGCUGGCAGUAACAGAGUAGGAAAGUAGCAGAUUAUAUUUUGGAGCUAGUGUUUGUGUUUCUGAGGCAAUAGACAAACAUUAUCAGUAAUGAGGGAAGAGUUUUUUUCUUGCCCAAAUCAGGGUACAGUUUUCGACUGAUACUGUAGAUGAGGAGUAAUGGCGUGGUGUUUUCUAAGAAUGUAUUUUGUGAGAUAUAAUUAUCAUGACGUGCCAUUUUUAAACGUGCGAGAUAAAAAAAAAGUUUUGCAUUCUUCCUACGAUGUUACAGCUUAAAUUUCCUGGCCAUGCUGCAAGGUUGAAUGAUGAUGAAAGAUAAUUUUUUUGUUAACCUACAUAACAUGUUGCAGAGGCCUACUCACUAGCUUUGUGGAAAAAUAUAGGACGUUUUAGUUAUAUGUUCUGUGUGAUCGGAAAAUGCAGGAUCAUUGAAAGGUACUAAUUUAACCGAAAUCACCAUUUGGAAACAGAAUAAAUAGUUGAUCAUGAUUCUAUGCUGUACUGUAUUGGCUCAAAUACAGAACAUUUUACUUGUAUAAUCUGAACUACAGGCAGGAAGAUACUUUAGGAUAAAGUUAGAUACUGAAAGUGAUAACUUGAGACAAACAAUAUGCUACUACUCUGUACGCUCCAACAGCACUUUGCAUCUAAUCCCUCCAUUAAUACUGGCUGCACCACCAAAAAAAAAAAAAAUCAUACCAACCUAUAAUCAAGUGUACACAAUACCUAUUCCUCCAAGAUUACUCCCUUAACUGCUAACACACACCAAAUGCUAGCGCACAGAAUACUACACACACUGCAAUAUGAAGAUGCUAUUUCAGAAAUAUUGCUGUGUUACCUUUAACAUGUUGUAGAGUUUACUUUUGCAAUAUUUUGAUGAACCUGUUAAACCUCUUUCCCUUCCUCCUCUUAUCACUUUUUACAUAGAUAUGCCCUUACAACUUUGUGGCCUUCCACUUUCUGAGCAUUGUCUCACAGUUUGGACUAAAUUUUGCAGUGCAUUUUAUUUUUUAAAAAUGUAAAAUUUAACAUGAAUUUUUGGCUACAGCAUUAUUACAAAAAAAAUUUCUGCAAACAGAAAUUAGUAAUUUUUUUUUUAACAGAUAUAGGUUGUUGACUAUAUAAAAAAAAUAAUAGCCUAUUGUAUUUAAUCCAAUACAGUAAAUUGACAUUGUCAUCUGUUUCAGAAAUGAGUGCAUGUGUCAGGGGAAUGUGUUUUUUUACCAAUAGAAUGAGUGACGUAGUGAAGUGAAAACAAAAAAAAACAAUAGAAAGAGAAAUGGUGAUUUUUUUUUUCUAUUACGAAUUUGUAACACCUGUAGAACUUUGAACGCAAAGCGGCCAGUAGUUUGUGUGAAUACUCAUGUGAAAACAUUGUCUCUCUUAGCAGAAAUGUCUAGAGACGAGUGUGUGUACAUAAUGCUAGAAAAGAGCGUCACAGACAGAAAAACCGUUCCUUGUGUGCUUUGUCUGAACUGAACUGAGUUUUUCUAGGGCGAUUAAACUCUCUAUGUCUGUGAUUUUGCAUUGCAAUAGUAGCCAGAAAAGGGUAUUGUUUAAUAUUUACAGCAAAUUAUAAGUGUAUAUAAUUUUGUUUUUGAAAAGAAAAAAAAAGAAAAGCUUUGAAUGAAAAUGAUUAGUUAAUACUUAAAAUAAUUUUCUUUUUAAUGGCUUUGUUCUGAAUGGGAAACUAACAAACACAUUACCAGUCAACCUCGGUACGAUGUCAGUUGCAAAAUGUUAAGUUUUGGAUCUCAGUAGAGCUUAGUGAAUGUUUUCUUUUCUUUUUUUCCUUUAAGAAUAUAGCUACAAUAAAAAUAAAUCUGAUGAUAUUUUUAGCUUCAUAGUGUAUGUUAUGGUUAAUUUUUUAACACGAAGCUUCUAUCCUUGGUGCUUAAACAAUGCUACAACCUCACUGUAUAUUUGUACACAUUUCAUUAGAGUUUUAAAAAUUGUAAAAUAUAUAGAAGAGUAAUUUUCUUUACAUAAAAAAAAGGAAAUAUUUUUAGCUUAUGAAAGUUUAUUUUAUAAAUAUGUGUGUAAAGAUCUAUUUAAUACUAUAUUUUAUGAUGUUUUCAAAGUAAUCAUGUUUCUCCUGUGUACUUUGUAAAUUCAAAUGUUCUGGAUAUUUGUGUGGGAGUAUUUCAAUUCGAUUCAUCAACUUUUUUUCAGACAUGUACUACAGUGAACUUUACACACAUGUUUGGAAUUUUAAUUUCUUUUUAGUACCUACAAUGAUGUACAGAUGCAAAGUUAAUUGUUACUAUAGAAACAAAGCUUUAGUUUUGGAAAUAAUAAACAUAAAAUAAUGUAUAAAGUGAUUAAAUAGCAGCAUCAAAAUACCCGUGUCUAACCAACUGUGGAGAGAUGUGAAUUAGAAUAAUGAAUAAGACACUUGACAGUUCUGUAGUUCACUGUUGUUUAUUUAUGUGAAUUUGUUUUAAAGAAAGUAAAAUUGUUGGGGGGGAAAGUGCCACAGGGAGACAUAUUUUUCCAAAGGUUUUUACCUGAUUAAAAAAAAAGAAAGCAAUACUUACGAACUGAUAGCUCUUGUUUGUAUUUUAAGAAAGAAAUAUUGUGCAAUUCUCACUGUUUAUAGGUCUUUGGACGAUAAAUGACUUAAGCGGAGGCCUUAAGUUAUUUGUAAAACAUAUGGGUUUCACUGUAAAAAAAAUCAUGAUUUCCUAUACUCCUACUGUAUUUAUUUUACCUGAAACCCAUGAUAAAAAACCCAUAAACUUAAACUUAAAAGUAGCGUGUCCAUUCAGUUGGGAUACCAACUCCUGAAUACCAAAUGUACAUAGACCUAAUUAUUAAUUAAAACCAUGAACGUAAAACAGUGUUUACUACAAA
Messenger RNA from Bacillus rossius redtenbacheri, 13269 nucleotides. RefSeq names its product teneurin-m (gene Ten-m). Gene Ontology annotation, biological process: motor neuron axon guidance. Lineage: Eukaryota; Metazoa; Arthropoda; Insecta; Phasmatodea; Bacillidae. The record is from RefSeq and is a predicted model, not a curated record.